CUCCCCUCCUCCGCCCGCCAACCCGCGGCGGCGUCCCAGGCUCCCGGCGGCCUCAGCUAGAGGCCCCUGCCCCUCCCGGGAACGCGCUGCCGGCACCGCAGCGGGAAGGCUGGUGGUCAGCUAGCCUUAGGCCAGAGCGCCCGAAAACGACCGACGACCGUGGGGAUCGCGCCUGGUGGAGUGGAGCAUCGCCGGCCAAGGCAAGGGUGCGUGGGGGAUUUUUGAGCGUGAUUAUUUGCUGCAGGGUGCACCGGCUGGAGCGCGCUUUUCGGAGCACAGCCCCAGCUGCCCAGCUGCGGAGGGGCUGCGAGGGGUCUCCGGGAAGCAAGAACCCGCGUAGCGCACGGGGAAACUUUUCACCUUGUAAAGUUCCUGCCUCCCAAGCCUGGAACCGUGGCCACCGCCGCAGCCAGCUGAAAGAGAAGGAGAUUCGACCCUGCAGCAGGAGGAUGGACAUAUAAUGUGAUGGAUGUGACUAUGGGACACUGUGUAGGCACACGGCCUCCUUCUUCAUGCCUCCUCAUCCUGCUUCUUAAGCUGCUAACCACUGUAUCCCAGGGCCUGCCAGGGACGGGGCCCCUGGGAUUCCACUUCACACUUUCCACUUAUAAUGCUACCGUGUAUGAGAACUCAGCAGCAAGGACCUAUGUCAACAGCCAGAGUAGAAUGGGCAUCACCUUGAUAGAUCUCUCCUGGGAUAUAAAAUAUAGAAUAGUAUCUGGAGAUGAAGAAGGCUUCUUCAAAGCAGAGGAAGUAAUCAUCGCAGAUUUCUGCUUUCUCAGAAUAAGAACUAAAGGUGGAAAUUCUGCCAUAUUGAACAGGGAAAUUCAGGAUAACUAUUUAUUGGUCAUAAAAGGUUCUGUCAGAGGAGAAGACUUAGAAGCAUGGACCAAAGUGAACAUCCAGGUUUUAGACAUGAAUGACCUGAGGCCUCUGUUUUCACCCACCACUUACUCUGUCACUAUAGCAGAAAGCACUCCACUCAGGACUAGUGUCGCCCAAGUGACUGCGACAGAUGCAGACAUUGGUUCCAAUGGAGAGUUCUACUACUACUUCAAAAACAAAGUUGAUCUCUUUUCAGUCCAUCCCACAAGUGGUGUCAUAUCUCUAAGUGGACGAUUAAAUUAUGAUGAAAAGAACAGGUAUGAUCUGGAAAUCUUGGCAGUGGACCGGGGGAUGAAACUUUAUGGCAACAAUGGAGUGAGCAGCACCGCAAAGCUUUAUGUUCACAUCGAACGGGUAAAUGAACAUGCCCCAAUUAUCCACAUUGUCACUCAUGUUCCUUUCUCAUUGGACAAAGAGCCAACAUAUGCAGUGGUGACUGUCGAUGACCUAGAUGAGGGGGCUAAUGGGGAGAUAGAGUCCAUUUCUAUUGUGGCUGGGGAUCCUCUGGAUCAGUUCUUCCUGGCUAAGGAGGGAAAGUGGAUAAACGAGUAUAAAGUUAAGGAACGGAGGCAGGUGGACUGGAAUGGCUUUUCCUAUGGCUACAACCUCACUCUUCAAGCAAAAGACAAAGGCUCACCUCAGAAGUUUUCAGCACUAAAGACAGUACAUAUUGCCAACCCCAGGAGAGAUACCAUCCCAGUUAGAUUUGAAAAGGAAGCCUACGAUGUGAGCAUCAGUGAGUUUUCCCCUCCUGGUGUCAUGGUGGCCAUAGUCAAAGUAAGUCCUGAGCCUCUAGAUGUGGAAUACAAACUAUCUCCUGGUGAGGAUACAGAAUACUUCAAGAUUAACCCUCGGUCAGGUCUGAUUGUCACAGCCAAGCCACUGAAUAUCGUGAAAAAGGAGGUUUACAAACUGGAGGUAACCAAUGAAGAAGGAGACUUAAAGGCACAAGUUACCAUCAACAUUGAAGAUGCAAAUGACCAUGUCCCAGAAUUUCAGCAGCCACUGUACGAUGCUUUUGUGAAUGAAAGUGUUCCCAUAGGAACAAAUGUGCUGACUGUUUCAGCAUCUGAUAAGGAUAAAGGAGAAAAUGGCUAUAUCACUUAUAGCAUUGCCAGCCUGAGUCGGCUACCAUUUGCCAUUAACCAGUUUACUGGUGUUGUUAGCACAACUGAAGAAUUGGAUUUUGAAUCCUCUCCAGAAAUAUACAGAUUUGUUGUUAGAGCCUCUGACUGGGGUUCACCAUAUCGCCAUGAAAGUGAGGUCAAUGUGACCAUUAGGAUAGGAAAUGCCAAUGACAACAGCCCUCUCUUUGAAAAAGUGGCUUGCCAGGGAGUUAUCUCCUAUGACUUUCCAGUUGGGGGCCACAUCACAGCUGUCUCUGCAAUUGAUAUUGAUGAACUUGAACUUGUAAAGUACAAAAUCAUUUCUGGAAAUGAACUUGGCUUCUUCUACUUAAACCCAGACUCUGGAGUUUUACAGCUUAAGAAGUCGCUGAUGAAUUCUGCCAUUAAAAAUGGUAACUUUGCUCUCAGAAUUACAGCAACUGAUGGAGAGAACUUUGCAGACCCCAUGGCUAUUAACAUUUCAGUUCUCCAUGGAAAGGUGUCUUCAAAGAGCUUCAGUUGCAGAGAAACUCGUGUGGCCCAGAAAGUAGCAGAGAAACUACUCAUUAAAGCAAAAGCUAAUGGGAAACUGAAUCUGGAAGAUGGAUUUCUUGACUUCUAUUCAAUUAAUAGGCAAGGACCACAUUUUGACAAGUCUUUUCCUUCUGAUGUGGCUGUGAAGGAAGAUCUGCCAAUUGGUGCUAACAUCCUGAAGAUCAAAGCCUAUGAUUCUGACUCUGGCUUCAAUGGGAAGGUACUAUUUACCAUAUCUGAUGGAAAUACAGACAGUUGCUUUAAUAUUGAUAUGGAGACUGGGCAACUUAAAGUUCUUAUGCCCAUGGAUCGAGAGCAUACAGACAUGUAUCUACUUAAUAUCACCAUAUAUGACCUUGGGAAACCCCAGAAGUCUUCAUGGAGGCUGCUGACCAUCAAUGUGGAGGAUACCAAUGACAACAGUCCUGUUUUUCUUCAGGACAGUUACUCAGUUAACAUUCUUGAAAGUUCAAGUAUUGGCACUGAGAUUAUUCAGGUGGAAGCCAGAGACAAAGACUUGGGUUCUAAUGGUGAAGUGACAUAUUCAGUCUUGACAGACACAAGGCAGUUUGCUAUCAAUAGCUCAACUGGAAUUGUUUAUGUGUCUGACCAAUUGGACCGAGAAUCUAAAGCCAACUAUUCUUUGAAAAUAGAAGCCAGAGACAAGGCAGAAAGCGGUCAGCAGCUAUUCUCUGUCGUCACCCUGAAGGUCUUUUUGGAGGAUGUCAAUGACUGCUCCCCAGCUUUCAUUCCCAGCAGCUACAGUGUGAAGGUCCUUGAAGAUCUCCCUGUUGGCACUGUCAUUGCUUGGCUGGAAACCCAUGAUCCAGAUCUUGGACUGGGUGGUCAAGUGCGUUAUUCUUUAGUCAAUGACUAUAAUGGAAGAUUUGAAAUAGAUAAAGCAAGUGGAGCUGUCCGCUUGAGCAAAGAGCUUGACUAUGAAAAGCAGCAGUUCUACAACCUCACGGUGCGGGCCAAAGACAAAGGGCGGCCUGUCUCUCUGUCCUCUGUCUCCUUUGUGGAGGUGGAAGUUGUAGAUGUUAAUGAAAACCUCCAUACCCCAUAUUUCUCCGACUUUGCUGUCAUUGGAUCUGUAAAGGAAAAUUCACGCAUUGGAACAAGUGUGCUACAGGUGACCGCCCAUGAUGAGGACUCUGGAAGGGAUGGAGAGAUCCAGUACUCCAUCAGGGAUGGCAGCGGACUAGGGAGGUUCAGUAUAGAUGAUGAGAGUGGUGUCAUCACUGCUGCAGAUAUUCUGGAUCGAGAGACUACAGGGUCAUACUGGUUAACCGUGUAUGCCACAGACCGAGGUGUUGUCCCUCUGUAUUCUACCAUUGAGAUCUACAUAGAAGUUGAAGAUGUGAAUGACAAUGCCCCUUUGACCUCAGAACCUAUUUAUUAUCCUGUUGUCAUGGAAAAUUCUCCCAAGGAUGUAUCUGUCAUUCAAAUCCAGGCUGAGGAUCCUGACUCCAGUUCCAAUGAGAAGCUGACAUACAGGAUUACAAGUGGAAAUCCUCAGAACUUUUUUGCCAUCAAUACAAAAACAGGUCUCAUUACCACAACUUCAAGGAAACUGGACCGAGAACAGCAAGCAGAACAUUUUUUAGAGGUGACUGUAACAGAUGGUGGUUCUGCUCCAAAACAAUCAACCAUUUGGGUGGUGGUCCAAGUUCUGGACGAAAAUGACAACAAACCCCAGUUUCCUGAGAAGGUCUACCAGAUCAAGCUUCCAGAACGUGACCGGAAGAAGAGGGGAGAACCCAUUUACAGGGCUUUUGCCUUUGACAGAGAUGAGGGCCCUAAUGCAGAAAUAUCUUAUAGUAUUGUGGAUGGGAAUGAUGAUGGAAAAUUCUUUAUUGACCCUAAAACUGGCAUGGUUUCUUCCAGAAAGCAAUUUACAGCAGGAAGUUACGACAUCCUAACGAUCAAGGCUGUGGACAAUGGCCGCCCACAGAAAUCUUCCACAGCCCGCCUCCACAUUGAAUGGAUUAAGAAACCACCCCCUUCACCUAUUCCAUUGACCUUCGAUGAGCCAUUUUACAACUUCACAGUCAUGGAAAGCGAUAGAGUCACUGAGAUUGUGGGAGUGGUGUCUGUGCAGCCAGCAAACACCCCUCUGUGGUUUGACAUAGUUGGUGGCAAGCAUGCUCGAGAGAUGUUCUAUAUUCUACAGACAGCUUGUGGGCAGAACUGUUCAACAGAAGGAGGAAAUUUUGACAGCUCUUUUGAUGCAGAAAAGGGUGUUGGGACAAUCGUCAUCGCAAAGCCUUUAGAUGCGGAGCAAAGAUCGGUCUACAACAUGAGUGUGGAAGUCACUGAUGGGACAAAUAUUGCUGUCACUCAGGUAUUUAUCAAAGUACUGGAUAAUAAUGAUAAUGGCCCAGAAUUCUCUCAGCCGAGUUACGAUGUGACAAUUUCUGAGGACGUGCUUCCAGAUACAGAGAUCCUGCAGAUUGAAGCCACAGACCGGGACGAAAAGCACAAGCUGAGCUAUACUGUCCACAGCAGCAUUGACUCCAUCAGCAUGAGGAAAUUCCGGAUAGAUCCAAGCACGGGUGUGCUCUAUACUGCUGAGAGGCUGGACCAUGAGGCCCAGGACAAGCACAUUCUCAACAUCAUGGUCAGAGAUCAGGAGUUUCCUUAUCGAAGAAAUUUGGCCCGAGUCAUUGUGAAUGUGGAGGAUGCUAAUGACCACAGUCCCUAUUUCACCAACCCACUGUAUGAAGCAUCUGUGUUUGAGUCGGCUGCUCUGGGAUCAGCUGUUCUACAUGUGACGGCUCUGGACAAAGACAAAGGGGAAAAUGCAGAGCUCAUAUAUACCAUAGAAGCAGGGAACACUGGAAACACAUUUAAGAUUGAACCAGUUUUGGGCAUCAUCACUGUUGCCAAAGAGCCAGACAUGACAACCAUGGGCCAAUUUGUCCUAUCUGUCAAAGUCACAGACCAAGGAUCUCCACCAAUGUCUGCCACCACAAUCGUACGCAUUUCUGUCACCAUGUCUGACAAUUCCCACCCCAAGUUCACUCACAAAGACUACCAAGCUGAAAUAAAUGAAAAUGUUGACAUUGGAACAUCAGUCAUUCUACUCUCAGCCAUCAGCCAGUCCACCCUCAUUUAUGAAGUCAAAGAUGGGAACACUGAUGGGGUCUUUACCAUAAAUCCAUAUUCUGGAGUCAUCACCACUCGAAGAGCUCUGGAUUAUGAGUGCACUUCCUCUUAUCAGCUCAUCAUUCAGGCCACUAACAUGGCAGGCAUGGCUUCCAAUGCCACAGUCAAUAUCCAAAUUGUUGAUGAAAAUGAUAAUGCACCUGUGUUUCUCUUUUCUCAAUACUCAGGUAGCCUGAGUGAAGCUGCUCCUGUCAACAGCCUUGUCAGGAGUUUGGAUAAUAGCCCAUUGGUUAUUCGAGCCACUGAUGCUGACAGCAACCAGAAUGCGUUGCUGGUAUAUCAGAUUGUUGAGCCCACAGCCAAGAAGUUCUUCACAGUGGACUCCAGUACAGGUGCAAUCAGAACAAUUGCCAACCUGGACCACGAAAUCAUUGCUCACUUCCAUUUCCAUGUGCAUGUGAGAGACAGUGGCAGGCCCCAGCUGACUGCAGAGAGCCCUGUUGAAGUCAACAUUGAGGUGACAGAUGUGAACGAUAAUCCACCAGUUUUUACUCAGGCUGUGUUUGAUACUGUCUUACUUCUCCCCACCUAUGUUGGAGUGGAGAUUCUGAAAGUUAGUGCCAUGGAUCCUGACUCUGAGGUGCCCCCUGAGCUGACAUUCAGCCUCAUGGAUGGCAGCUCAGAUCAUUUCUUAAUGGACUCAAAUACUGGGGUACUUACCAUUAAAAACAAUAACCUCUCCAAAGAUCACUACAUGCUGAUAGUUAAAGUGUCCGAUGGAAAGUUCUACAGCACAUCCAUGGUUACUAUCGUGGUGAAAGAAGCCAUGGACAGUGGUCUCUACUUUACACAAAGCUUUUACUCUACUUCAAUCUCAGAGAAUAAUACUAAUAUAACCAAAGUUGCUAUUGUCAAUGCAGUUGGAAACCGCCUUAAUGAGCCCUUAAGAUAUAGCAUCUUAAACCCAGGAAAUAAAUUCAAGAUAAAGUCUACCUCAGGAGUUAUUCAGACCACUGGAGUACCCUUUGACCGUGAGGAACAGGAAUUAUAUGAGCUGGUGGUAGAAGCCAGCCGUGAGCUGGACCAUUUGCGGGUAGCGAGAGUGGUGGUCAAGGUUAAUAUUGAAGAUGUAAAUGACAACUCCCCAUUCUUUGUUGGCCUCCCUUACUAUGCUGCUGUGCAAGUUGAUGCUGAGCCUGGUACUCUCAUAUACCAGGUGACAGCCAUCGACAAGGACAAAGGUGCAAAUGGAGAAGUGACCUAUGUCUUACAGGAUGACUAUGGCCACUUUGAAAUUAACCCCAAUUCAGGUAAUGUUAUUUUAAAAGAAGCAUUCAACUCUGACUUAUCCAACAUUGAGUAUGGUGUCACCAUCCUAGCUAAGGAUGGUGGAAAACCCUCCUUGUCCACAUCCAUAGAACUUCCCAUCACUAUUGUCAACAAAGCCAUGCCUGUAUUUGACAAGCCUUUUUAUACAGCAUCUAUCAAUGAAGACAUCAGAAUUGACACCCCCAUUUUAAGCAUCAAUGCCACCAGUCCAGAAGGCCAGGGCAUCAUAUAUCUCAUCAUUGAUGGGGACCCCUUUAAACAGUUUAAUAUUGACUUUGACACUGGGAUCCUAAAAGUUGUUAGUCCUUUGGAUUAUGAAGUUGCAUCUAUUUACAAAUUGACUGUAAGAGCCAGUGAUGCUCUUACUGGUGCCAGGGCUGAAGUCACUGUGGACCUGAUAGUUGAUGAUGUAAAUGACAACCCUCCUGUUUUUGAUCAGCCCACUUACAAUACAACAUUAUCUGAAGCGUCUCUCAUUGGGACACCCGUUCUACAAGUUGUUUCCACUGAUGCAGACUCAGAAAACAAUAAAAUGGUACAUUAUCAGAUUGUCCAGGAUACUUACAACAGCACAGAUUAUUUUCACAUAGACAGCUCAAGUGGCUUAAUCCUGACAGCAAGAAUGCUUGAUCAUGAGUCAGUACAACACUGCACCCUGAAAGUGAGAGCAACAGACAAUGGCUUCCCAUCACUGAGCAGCGAAGUUUUGGUGCAGAUUCACAUUUCUGACGUAAAUGACAACCCUCCAGUCUUCAAUCAGCUCAUUUAUGAGUCCUAUGUGAGUGAAUUAGCCCCACGGGGUCAUUUUGUCACCUGUGUCCAAGCCUCAGAUGCAGACAGCUCUGACUUUGACCAGCUAGAAUACAGCAUUUUAUCUGGGAAUGACCGGACAAGCUUUCUGAUGGACAGCAAGAGUGGAGUCAUCACACUGUCUGGUCACCGGAAACAGCGCAUGGAGCCUCUGUAUAGUCUCAAUGUGUCUGUUUCUGAUGGGUUGUUCACCAGCACUGCACAGGUGCACAUCAGGGUCCUUGGGGCUAAUUUGUACAGCCCUGCCUUUUCACAAAGCACAUAUGUAGCUGAGGUGAGAGAGAAUGCAGCUGCUGGCACAAAAGUUCUUCAUGUCCGAGCCACAGAUGGGGACCCAGGAGCAUAUGGGCAGAUCACUUACACCAUCAUCAAUGACUUCGCCAAGGAUAGGUUCCUUAUUGACAACAAUGGUCAGGUCAUCACGACAGAAAGACUUGACCGGGAAAACCCUCUGGAAGGAGAUAUUAGUAUUUAUUUGAGGGCCCUUGAUGGAGGAGGAAGGACAACCUUCUGCACUGUGAGGGUGAUUGUGGUGGAUGAAAAUGACAAUGCUCCUCAGUUCAUGACAGUGGAAUAUAGAGCCAGUGUCAGAGCAGAUGUUGGAAGGGGCCACCUGGUCACUCAAGUUCAAGCCAUGGAUCCAGAUGAUGGGGCAAAUUCCAGGAUCACUUAUUCACUCUAUAGUGAGGCAUCUGUCUCAGUGGCUGACCUUCUGGAAAUUGAUCCUGAUAAUGGCUGGAUGGUCACAAAGGGCAAUUUUAACCAGCUGAGAAACACAGUGCUGUCAUUCUUUGUCAAAGCAGUAGAUGGGGGUAUCCCAGUGAAGCACUCCCUCAUUCCUGUCUAUAUCCAUGUCUUGCCCCCAGAAACAUCCUUGCCUUCAUUCACCCAGUCUCAGUAUUCCUAUACCAUUGCAGAAGACACAGCCAUUGGAAGCACAGUGGAUACCCUGAAGAUUUUGCCCAGUCAGAAUGUCCGUUUUAGCACAGUUAAUGGAGAAUGGCCAGAGAAUAACAAAGAGGGCAUUUUCAUCAUAGAUCAAGAAGCAGGCACUAUCAAACUUGACAAGCGCCUGGAUCAUGAAGUUAACCCAUCUUUCCACUUCAAAGUAGCAGCUACUAUACCCCUGGACAAGGUAGACAUUGUAUUUACUGUGGAUGUAGACAUCAAGGUAUUGGACCUGAAUGAUAACAAGCCAGUCUUUGAAACAUCAAGCUAUGAGACCAUCAUAAUGGAAGGGAUGCCUGUUGGAACCAAACUCACCCAGGUGAGAGCUGUUGACAUGGACUGGGGAGCCAAUGGGCAAGUCACUUACUCACUGCAUUCAGACUCUCACCUACAAAAGGUGCUGGAAGUAUUCAAUAUUGACAGCAACACAGGCUGGAUUAGUACCUUGAAGGACCUGGACCAUGAGACAGAUCCUACCUUUUCCUUCUCUGUGGUGGCCUCUGACCUUGGAGAAGCUUUGUCUCUUUCUUCCACAGCUCUGGUCUCUGUUAAGGUGACAGAUAUAAAUGACAAUGCACCCAUCUUUGCCCAUGAGGUAUACCGAGGAAACGUGAAGGAGAGCGACCCACCAGGGGAGGUGGUAGCUGUUCUUAGCACGUGGGACAAAGACACUUCUGACAUGAAUCGCCAAGUGAGCUACCAUAUUACAGGAGGGAAUCCCCGAGGAAGGUUUGCCCUGGGUUUGGUGCAGAGUGAGUGGAAGGUUUAUGUGAAGAGACCUCUGGAUAGAGAAGAGCAAGACAUUUACUUCCUCAAUAUCACUGCCACUGAUGGGCUCUUUGUCACACAGGCCAUGGUAGAAGUGAGUGUCAGUGAUGUAAAUGACAAUAGCCCAGUAUGUGAUCAGGUUGCAUAUUCAGCAUCAUUUCCAGAAGACAUUCCAUCAGAUAAAAUCAUCCUGAAGGUCAGUGCCAAGGAUGCCGAUAUUGGAUCCAAUGGAGAUAUACGAUACUCGCUCUAUGGAUCUGGAAAUAAUGAAUUUUUUCUGGAUUCAGAAAGUGGUGAAUUAAAAACCUUAGCCUUGUUGGACCGGGAAAGGGUCCCAGUUUACAACCUGAUGGCUAGGGCCACUGAUGGAGGUGGCCGAUUUUGCCAGUCCAGUGUCCGCCUUAUCCUGGAAGAUGUGAAUGACAAUGCUCCUGUGUUUUCUUCUGACCAUUACAACGCAUGUGUCUAUGAGAACACAGCCACUAAGGCUCUGUUGACCAGAGUACAAGCCAUGGACCCGGACAUUGGCAUCAACAGGAAAGUCAUGUACACCCUGGCAGACUCAGCUGGUGGCUUCUUCUCCAUCGACAGCUCAUCAGGCAUCAUUAUCCUGGAACAGCCACUGGACCGUGAGCAGCAGUCAUCCUAUAACAUCAGCGUGCGGGCCACUGACCAGAGUCCUGGACAGUCCCUGUCCUCUCUGGCCACCGUCACAAUCACUGUCCUGGACAUUAAUGACAACCCUCCUGUGUUUGAGAGGAGGGAAUACCUGGUGACAGUGCCUGAGGACACCUCUCCUGGCACCCAAGUCCUCUCUGUCUUUGCCACCAGCAAAGAUAUUGGCACAAAUGCUGAGAUUACAUAUCUCAUCCGAUCUGGGAACGAACAAGGGAAAUUUAGAAUCAACCCAAAGACAGGGGGUCUUUCUGUCUCUGAAUCCUUGGACUAUGAAUCAUGCAAAAGAUUUUACCUGGUGGUAGAAGCUAAAGAUGGGGGCACCCCAACUCUCAGUGCUGCAACCACAAUCAGCAUUGACCUCACAGAUGUGAAUGACAAUCCACCCCAGUUUAGCCAAGAUGUCUACAGUGCUGUCAUCAGUGAAGAUGCCUUGGAAGGGGAUGCUGUCAUUUUGCUAAUAGCAGAAGAUAUGGAUAGCCAUACCAAUGGACAGAUCCAUUUUUCCAUCGUGAGUGGAGAUCGGGACAAUGAAUUUGCUGUGGAUCCUGUCUUGGGACUUGUGAAGGUUAAGAAGAAACUGGAUCGAGAACGAGUGUCUGGAUAUUCCCUGUUGGUCCAGGCUGUAGACAGUGGUGUUCCUGCAAUGUCAUCAACUGCCACUGUCAACAUUGACAUUUCUGAUGUGAACGACAACAGCCCAGUGUUUACACCUGCCAACUACACUGCUGUAAUCCAAGAAAAUAAGCCAGUGGGUACCAGCAUCUUGCAGCUGGUGGUGACAGACAGAGACUCCUUUCACAACGGGCCUCCUUUCUCCUUCUCUAUUGUGUCGGGAAAUGAAGAAGAAGAGUUCGUGCUGGAUUCUCAUGGGAUCCUGCGGUCAGCAGUGGUCUUCCAGCAUACGGAGUCCCCAGAUUAUGUGCUGUGCAUCCAGGCAAAAGAUUCAGGAAAACCACAACAGGUUUCUCAUUCCUACAUCCGUGUGCGGGUCAUUGAGGAAAGCAUCCACAAACCCACAGCCAUCCCCUUAGAGAUUUUCAUCAUUACCAUGGAGGAUGACUUUCCCGGUGGGGUCAUUGGGAAGAUCCACGCCACAGAUCAAGACAUGUAUGAUGUGCUCACAUUUGCCCUUAAAUCCGAGCAGAAAAGCUUGUUCAAAGUGAACAGUCAUGAUGGGAAAAUCAUAGCUCUGGGAGGCCUGGAUAGCGGCAAGUAUGUCCUGAACGUGUCUGUGAGUGAUGGCCGUUUCCAGGUGCCCAUCGACGUGGUCGUGCACGUGGAACAGCUGGUGCAUGAGAUGCUGCAGAACACAGUCACCAUCCGCUUUGAGAACGUGUCCCCCGAGGACUUCGUGGGGCUGCACAUGCACGGCUUCCGGCGUACCCUGAGGAAUGCAGUCCUUACACAGAAGCAGGAUAGCUUGCACAUCAUCAGCAUCCAACCUGUGGUGGGCACCAACCAGCUGGACAUGCUAUUUGCAGUAGAGAUGCGCAGUAGCGAGUUCUACAAGCCGGCCUAUCUGAUCCAGAAGCUGUCCAAUGCCAGGCGCCACCUGGAGAAUGUCAUGCGCAUCGCAGCCAUCCUGGAGAAGAAUUGCUCGGGCCUGGACUGUCAGGAGCAGCACUGUGAGCAGGGCUUGUCACUGGAUUCCCAUGCUCUCAUGACCUACAGCACUGCUCGCAUCAGCUUCGUCUGCCCACGGUUCUAUAGGAAUGUGCGUUGCACCUGUAAUGGAGGACUGUGCCCAGGGUCCAAUGAUCCUUGUAUGGAAAAGCCGUGUCCAGAGGACAUGCAAUGUGUCAGUUAUGAAGCCAGCAGGAGACCUUUCCUCUGCCAGUGUCCACCGGGGAAACUUGGAGAGUGCUCAGGACAUACUUCACUUAGCUUUGCUGGAAACAGUUACAUCAAAUACCGGCUUUCUGAAAAUAGCAAAGAAGAGGAGCUCAAGCUCGCCCUGCGACUGCGCACUCUGCAAAGCAAUGGGAUCAUAAUGUACACCCGAGCAAACCCCUGCAUGGUUCUGAAGAUUGUGGAUGGCAAGCUGUGGUUCCAGCUGGACUGUGGGAGCGGCCCUGGAAUCCUGGGCAUCUCAGGCCGGGCUGUCAAUGACGGGAGCUGGCACUCGGUCUUCCUGGAGCUCAAUCGCAAUUUCACGAGCCUGUCCCUGGACGACAGCUACGUGGAGAGGCGCAGGGCUCCCCUCUACUUCCAGACGCUGAGUACGGACAGUGCCAUCUACUUCGGAGCCCUGGUGCAGGCGGACAAUAUCCGCAGCUUGAUGGACACGCGCGUCACGCAGGUGCUGGGCGGUUUCCAGGGCUGCCUGGACUCGCUGGUGCUGAACCACAACGAGCUGCCGCUGCAGAACAAGCGCAGCAGCUUCGCGGAGGUGGUGGGCCUGACCGAGCUGAAGCUGGGCUGCGUGCUCUACCCCGACGCAUGCCAGCGCAGUCCCUGCCAGCACGGUGGCACCUGCGCAGGCCUGCCCUCUGGCGGCUAUCAGUGUACCUGUCUCUCUCAGUUCACGGGCAGAAACUGUGAAUCCGAGAUCACAGCCUGCUUCCCAAACCCCUGCCGGAAUGGAGGAUCCUGUGACCCCAUAGGAAACACCUUCAUCUGCAGUUGUAAAGCUGGGCUCACUGGAGUCACGUGCGAGGAGGACGUUGAUGAGUGCCAGCGGGAGGAGUGUGAGAAUGGUGGCUCCUGCGUCAAUAUGUUUGGCUCCUUCCUCUGCAACUGCACCCCAGGCUACGUGGGCCAGUACUGCGGCCUGCGCCCAGUGGUGGUACCCAACAUCCAGGCUGGCCACUCUUACGUGGGCAAAGAGGAGCUCAUUGGUAUCGCGGUGGUCCUCUUCGUCAUCUUCACCCUCGUCGUCCUCUUCAUCAUCUUCCGCAAGAAGGUCUUCCGAAAGAACUACUCCCGCAACAACAUCACUCUGGUGCAGGACCCAGCCACGGCCGCGCUGCUCCACAAGAGCAAUGGCAUCCCAUUCCGCAGCCUGCGCGCUGGUGAUGGGCGCAAUCUUUACCAGGAGGUGGGGCCCCCACAGGUGCCUGUGCGCCCCAUGGCCUACACACCCUGCUUUCAGAGCGACUCCAGGAGCAACCUGGACAAGAGCGUGGAUGCACUCGGUGGCGAACCCCAGGAGAUGACCACCUUCCACCCCGAAUCCCCACGCAUCCUCACUGCCCGCCGCGGAGUGGUUGUGUGCAGCGUGGCCCCCAACCUCCCAGCUGUAUCACCUUGCCGCUCAGACUGUGACUCCAUCCGGAAGAAUGGCUGGGACUCAGGAUCUGAGAACAAAGGGGCUGAUGACCCAGGAGAAGUGACCUGCUUUGCAGGCAGCAAUAAAGGCAGCAACUCAGAAGUUCAGUCCCUCAGCUCUUUCCAGUCAGAUUCUGGGGAUGAUAACGCAUCCAUAGUGACUGUCAUUCAGCUUGUCAACAAUGUAGUUGACACUAUAGAGAAUGAAGUGUCUGUCAUGGACCAGGGACAGAACUACAACCGAGCCUACCACUGGGACACCUCUGAUUGGAUGCCUGGGGCCCGGCUAUCUGACAUCGAGGAAGUGCCCAACUAUGAGAGCCAAGAUGGAGGGUCAGCACACCAGGGUAGCACGCGGGAACUGGAGAGUGAUUACUACCUGGGAGGCUACGACAUCGACAGUGAAUACCCACCACCUCACGAAGAAGAGUUCUUAAGUCAGGACCAGCUGCCCCCACCCCUGCCUGAAGAUUUCCCAGACCAAUAUGAGGCCCUGGCUCCCUCCCAGCCGGUCUCACUGGCUGGAACAAUGAGCCCUGACUGCAGGAGAAGGCCCCAGUUCCACCCUAGCCAGUACCUUCCUCCUCACCCAUUUCCCAAUGAAACGGAUUUAGGGGUUCCACCUGCCAGCUGCGAUUUUAGUACUUUUGCAGUAAGCAUGAACCAGGGCGCAGAGGUCACAGGCCAAUCAGAGAGCAUGUCUCUGUCCUUGCACAAUUCCAGAGGCACCUCAUCCUCGGACGUGUCGACCAAUUGCGGCUUUGAUUCAGAAGUAGCCAUGAGUGACUACGAAAGCGUGGGAGAGCUCAGCCUCUCCACCCUUCACCUUCCCUUUGUGGAGACUCAACACCAGACUCAAGUAUAAGGGACACAGCGUGGACGUUCUGCCCUGUUUGUUACAGACAGUGGAAGGAGACUGGCUGUGCUUGUGUCUCAGGGGAGAGGCGUCUGGAAAAGUGGCAUCUCCCCCAAGGAAUUCUUCACAAGUCACAUGGUCACAAGCAAGCAAGCUUGAUUAGGAGAGUGAUGAGAGAAGGCUCAGAAAUUGUUUCUGAGAGGGGAGAGAUAAUCGUUGCUGUGGGUACCUGUGUUCAUGGUUAGAAUGCAAAGAAGGGAAAAUGAGUGUACGAAAUUAACCAGGAGAUCCUGAAUGGUUUUGUGCAUUAUUGCACCCUGGACAGUAUAAGAGCAUCAGCCCUUGGCAGUAUUAACACCCAGCAACGGAGAGGCAUCCUUGCAUGUAAUGUUGAGCCAAUGAAGUGAAAAUAGUAGUGAUGAUUGUUGGAAAGUUAGUGUUUUAGGUGAAAGAAAGAGAAAUGAACAUUAAGCAAAUAAGAAAAUGGGCCAAAGCCUUUAAAUUCACCUCUAUUUUUUAAAUAAGCUGCCCCAUUUUCAGCUAUAAAAUUAGGUGUGAGUAACAUAUUUAGUAUGCUCUUUUUUUUGUGUGUUAAGAAUCCAAUAUCAUAGAGUUGGGUUGUGUGACCUCUGAGAAAAAUAUCAGUGAUGAGCAAUAAAUGACUUUUGGAUUUCCAUUUGGUGGGUGGGGGAGAAGGUUAAUGUUUAAGCAUUAGAAAGAAUGUGAUAAUCGCAUUUUUGUGUUCUCUGGUAAAUAUUCCCAGCCAUAUCUGCAAUGGUAACAUUGCUGUAGAAAUUGACCUCUGUGCACAUAUUGUUCUCUAGGAAGAGACAUUUGAAAACUUAAGCAGAAAUCACACAAGUUUCAGGGAGGGGAGUGGGAGAAGUAUGGUCCUUUCAAAGUUUUCAGCCUGGAUAAUCACAGUUCUUCAUAAUGCAGAUAAAAGAUGUGUAUGCUAUUCUAAACUGGUAGCAUUAUCAUUAUGAAUACAUUAUGUUUUUUAAAAGAAUUAGGUUAGUUAGCAAUCAUGUAUAAACUAGUGUGUGUGCGUGGGGGGGACACGCGCACAUGUGUGUGUGUGUGUGUGUGUGUGUGCGUGUGUCUGUGUCUGUGUGUGUCUGGGCCCAUGUACAUAUGUGUGCUUGCACUUAGUAAGGCUGCUCUUGAGGAAAGCUGACUUGAAGCGUUUAGGAAAUGGACCAUGAUGAAAAUCGUGACACCAAGUAUGGCUUACCUUCCAAUUUCUCUGAUCUCUUUGAUGUUAAAGAAACACCAAAUGCCAUAUUUUACUCCAAUUCAGUUGACCUUAUUUUGGUACUUCCAUUUAUAUUAACUUAAAUCAAGUGCUGUGCUUUUAAAAACAGUGUUUUAUAAUUUUCCAGAGCUAAUUUCUAUUUGAAAAAUUUAUAAUAUUAAUUACACUUUGGGGUGUUUCUCCAAACUGACAUGUGGGCUUUGACCACAACUUUCCAAAACUGACAAUGCUCAUCCCACCAGAAAUAUAAUAACUGAAAUCACAGAAGUUAAAGUUGACAAAUGAAGUGACUUUCCUCUUUGGCUUCAACAGACCAUGGCCACUCAUGUGAUGGCCACAGCACAUAAAUGCAUAUUUGCACUAUCUACUUCAUGAGCAAAUCUGUGUCCACAGUUUUGGAUGACAUCUGACAUUGGUAUGUAAGAGGUACUAUGUUGAGUCUGUGUGUCAUACAUUUAGAUGUAUUUAUAGUUGUUUCAAUUGUGUUUAAUCUACUUACUUCUUUAUAGGACUCUGUGUUUCUGAACAUUCAAAUUUAAAAAUAGUCUCUUUUCUUCCCAAACUUCUUAAGUGGAGACUUGAUGGGGUUUGGUUCUCAGGCUUUCUCCUCCUGUUUCCCAGUUAGACCUACUUGUGGAAGCAUUAUCCACGCUGGUCUAGAGAGCAGUGAACCUCGCUAAGACUGCUUCUAAGAAGAAAGUCUUUAGGUUUCUUUUUUUUUUCUUUAAUGUAAGAAGCACAUUUGUAAGAAUCACAAAGAAAAUGACAAACUAAUGGUCCAGACUUGAAUCACUGCUGCACUUUUAAUAAUGCUAUGACAUAAAAACCAUCAAAGUAAAACCAACAAUUCAUUUCUUGCCCCCAGGAAAUAUUAGAGUAAGAUUAAUGCUGGUGAGUCACUCGUGCUUACACAGCAUCUCCUCCACAGAGAAUGCCUGCCUGACACAGUAAUGAAGGCAUAAAUAGGCCCUAAUGCAACUGAGAAGUUGCCAGAGAAAUUCCUGCUCACCCUUUGCUCUGACCUACAUAAAAUACCUCUUUCUUCAGGAUAGCGUCCCCUGAUUCUCUGCAGGACAGCUCUGCAGCAAAGUAUACCACAGAAAAGCAUGAAUUACAUUUUCUGUAAACACACAAUAUCUCUUCACUUUCUUAAAAAAAAAAAAAAAAAGUAGAUUUCCUCAUAUAUUAGAAAA
Molecule: messenger RNA, 16737 nt
Organism: Jaculus jaculus (lesser Egyptian jerboa)
Lineage: Eukaryota; Metazoa; Chordata; Mammalia; Rodentia; Dipodidae
Gene: Fat3
Product: FAT atypical cadherin 3
Exons: 29
Coding region: 466-14298 (4610 amino acids)
Biological process (GO): homophilic cell-cell adhesion
Cellular component (GO): plasma membrane
Molecular function (GO): calcium ion binding
Source: RefSeq, a predicted model, not a curated record